GAAAGUUAUGAUGAAUUUGCCUUAUUUUUCCACGAUACCUAUGGUGGCGAUUUUAUAGCUGUUUUAUGGAAACCACAAGCUUUUGAGAAAAAAGAGUUUAAGGUAUCCCAUCUUAAUGGCAGAAAAGUCGUAACAGUUGACGGGAAACCGAUGCUAGUGUCUAAUCUAGGCGCAAUUAUCGAAGAUUUCUACAUAUUGGCCAAGGAUUAG
Messenger RNA from Ctenocephalides felis (cat flea), 210 nucleotides. RefSeq names its product nucleolar protein 6-like. NCBI's taxonomy places the organism in Eukaryota, Metazoa, Arthropoda, Insecta, Siphonaptera, Pulicidae. The record is from RefSeq and is a predicted model, not a curated record. The annotation marks the transcript as partial. Gene Ontology annotation, cellular component: small-subunit processome; CURI complex; UTP-C complex. Gene Ontology annotation, biological process: tRNA export from nucleus; rRNA processing. The transcript has 2 exons.